CAAUAUUUGACCUUCUAUGAAAGUUUUUUUUUUUUACAGUUUGUUGAUUUCAAGGCAUGAUUUAAAAAGAAGGGCAGGCCUAUUGCGAUGUCGUUGGAUGACCCAUGCUAUCCCAUAAUGCACCGUUGUUUACUGCAUGACGUCAUUUGCGUUACUGUAUACUGGCUGCAGGUUAACUUCAACACUAGUUGGAACGCGACUCUCUUGUGGAUCGGCCUGCUGAUAGACGCUACUUUUUCAUUCAUCCCUGGACAUCUGACCACUACCACGACAUUCCCUCAAAAGAUGGCACAGCUUUGGAACUUGGUGGAAUUCCAGGACCAGAGUGCAGCAGUUGUGCCGCUCAGCUGGGUGGUAGAGGUGGACGGAGAAGUGGGAUGCUACUGGCCACCCUAUAGUGGCCAAAAAGCUGAGAAGGCCGCCAUGAACUCCAUCCCCCCGGGACAAGGACGGCAAUUCCACCCAAAAAUCAGGGUGCUGACAACCUGUGCCACCUUUGCCAAAGCCAGGUCUUGCCUCAACCGAUCGCUGGAGGAAGGCUGCCUUACAGCAGACCUGCAGUCUGAUGGUGAGAUGGGGCCCAGGAAAAGACGUCCAAACAAAAGGUAUUUUGAGGAGGACAGCGAGGAGGAGGCACAACCAAGGCGUAAGGGGAGGAGGCCACCAUCUAUUGACGCCACUCAGCUGGACAGCGAGUGGCAAUUCCCCUCCCUUAAUGAAGACACCCAGUCAGCCAGUAGACACCCAGCCAGCCAGUUCCUUCACAGCCAGCCAUUAACUCAUGAUUCACUGCCGUCAGAAACCCCGCCAGGCCUUGUACUUAACAGCCAGCCACUAACCCAUGCUUCACCUCUGCCGUUGCGACAGGUGAACAAUCAGUUGCUGCGUGAUUUACCGUCGUCAGAAACCCCGCCAGGCCCCCUACAUCACAGUCAGCCACUAACCCAUGAUUCACCCCAGCCACGUCACCGCUUCCAUGCCACACCUCUGCCAUCCCAACAGGGGAACAAUGAGUUGCUGCGUGACAUGGGCAUCAGCACCGUGAUCUCUCUCCUUGGCCAGCUGAGGGAGGAAAUCAGGGAGCUGAAGGGGGAAAACAGGGAGAUGAAGGGGAUGAUAGGAAGGCUGGAGCAAGAGGUCAGGGCCCAAAGGAGAGAGAUGGGGAGACAAGACACACCCCAGACAUCACCCCUUACCAAGCUCCCACUCUCCACCAUGGAGGAGUUUUUGGCAGCAGAGGCCCUGGUCAAGGAAGAUGCCAAACAAAAGCAGCUGAUGGUGUCUACCUUAGCCCUUUGUGGCGGAACUGAUGUAGGGGUCACGGUGAGGCGGAUGCUGCGUAGCCUCCUGGACAACAGCUUGGCCAGCCAGUUCAACUGGGCUGGAAAGGGGGAAAAAACUGCCUUUAAGGACACCAAAAUGCAUGAUGUCCUGUUUGAUAGGUUAUGCAUGUGCACAAAGCUGUAAAAGAGGGUAAAAUAGAAAGCUGUCGCAAGUACUUGCACACUACUUCUAAAUGUUCUUUAACAACUCCUUCACUAACUGUAACAUUACGAUUAUAAUGACAAUGACAAACAUAUUGUGAAAGAUGCAAAGGAUUAAGAAACUUACCAGGCGCCUUACUCAGAAAAAGCAGGUGUGCAGGCAAGUCCAGGGAGGCUGACUGAGUGACGAACGGUUUGGUAGUGGCAUUUCUAUUUCCGCUUUGUCAAUGGGGAAAUUACUACUAUUAUUAUUUUUAAAUCCCGUUUUAAUUGUCACAAGAUUCACACCUAUGGUUUCUGAUUUUUACAUAUAUUUUCUGUACUCGUGCCAUUACUUGCCACCUACCACUAGAGUGUGACAUAGUCUUCCCAACUCAAACUUAAACAAUUAUCACCAUGCAAAUUCUCAAUGUUUUGUUCUUUUUC
This is a messenger RNA of Neoarius graeffei (lesser salmon catfish), 1910 nucleotides long. RefSeq lists its product as uncharacterized. The coding region runs from base 88 to 1467 and encodes 459 amino acids. The record is from RefSeq and is a predicted model, not a curated record. Lineage: Eukaryota; Metazoa; Chordata; Actinopteri; Siluriformes; Ariidae. The transcript is spliced from 13 exons.